Messenger RNA from Nicotiana tabacum (common tobacco), 555 nucleotides. RefSeq lists its product as uncharacterized. NCBI's taxonomy places the organism in Eukaryota, Viridiplantae, Streptophyta, Magnoliopsida, Solanales, Solanaceae. The record is from RefSeq and is a predicted model, not a curated record.
AUGGAAUAUUUGAUGUUGGAGAUCCUGGCUGAUGAAGUGAAGCAAGGGAAUAAAUCAACUAAUCAGAUUAAGGCCAUCUCAUUCAAUCGUGUUUCGGAUGCCAUUAAGCAACAAUUAGGAAUGGAGGAGUGUACACCUAAGCAUGUGGAGAAUCAUCUCAAAACACUAAGAAGCACAUGGAAUACAGUGCAAACUCUACUAAAUAAAAGUGGUCUUGGAUGGGAUGAUAGCUUGAAGAUGAUUACUGCCAGUCCUAGAGUUUAUGCUUUACACGUUCAGGCUCAUCCUACUCAUGAGAAGUUCAUUAAUAGAAAGAUUGAAAUGUUUGAAGAAAUGUCCCUUGUGUGCGGGAAUGAUCGAGCUAGGGGUGAUUGUGCUAAGUCCCUUGAUGAUAUAGGCUUGGAUUGUAGUUCGAAGAAAGGUAAUGAUAAUGACAUUGAAAGACCAUCAAAGGAAAAAGAUGUGCAAGACGUAGUAAAUGAAACUUCUCAAAUCAAAGCAAGUCGUAAAAGAAGUCGUUCUUCUGAUGUACAAGAUGUGGUCGGUGAUAUAUAA